Messenger RNA from Lolium rigidum, 2079 nucleotides. Its product is annotated as multicopper oxidase LPR1 homolog 1-like. The transcript is spliced from 5 exons. The record is from RefSeq and is a predicted model, not a curated record. Lineage: Eukaryota; Viridiplantae; Streptophyta; Magnoliopsida; Poales; Poaceae. Bases 1 to 2079 code for a protein of 692 amino acids. Gene Ontology annotation, molecular function: copper ion binding; oxidoreductase activity.
AUGGGGAUGGAUGCCCAGGAAGCACUCACAAAGAGUGGUGAAGAUAGAGAUGUGGAGAAGAGAAUUAGGGAUCAGCUGGUGGAGCUGAAUCCCAUAGAUAAAGAGGAGGCCGUGAAGAAACUUGUGAACAGGGACAGAAAGGCCGCGAAUGAGAAAGUCGACAAAAGUGGCAGUAUUGAGGCCGAGAUGCUCCGCAAGACGGCCCUGCUCCUCCUUGUGGUCGGCGCCGCCGCCGCCGCGAUGGGGCCGCCGGACGGUCCCGAGAAGGUAGAGGUGUCCUCGCUGGAGAUGUACGUGGACCAGCUCCCUCAGAUGCCCAAGAUCUAUGGCUACAACGCCACGGCGGCUAACCUCACCGUGGGGAUGUUCCAGAUAAAAUGGAAAUUCCACCGCGACCUGCCUCCGUCCACUGUGUUCGCAUUCGGCACGUCGGCAGAGGUGGCCACCUUCCCGGGGCCCACCAUCGAGGCCCUGCAGGGUGUCCCGCUGCAGGUGACAUGGGAGAACCACCUGCCCCGUCGUCACAUCCUACCGUGGGACCCCACCCUGUCGGCCGCCGUCCCCAAGCGCGGGGGCAUCCCCACCGUCGUUCACCUGCACGGCGGCGUCCAUCCGCCGCAAUCCGACGGCAGCGCAAUGGCCUGGUUCACUGGAGGCUUCAACGAGACGGGCGCUACGUGGAGCACACCGUCCUACUCCUACCCAAACGCCCAGGGCCCCGGCGUGCUCUGGUACCACGACCACGCCCUCGGCCUCACCCGCGUCAACCUCCUCGCCGGCCUCCUCGGUGCCUACAUCAUCCGUAACCCGGUCGUGGAGGGGCCGCUCGGCCUCCCCUCCGGGGACGACUUGGACCGGGUGCUGGUGCUCGCCGACCGUAGCUUCAACGACGACGGGUCCAUCUACAUGAACAGUACCGGCGACAACCCAGGAACGCACCCCCAGUGGCGGAUGGAGUACUUCGGCGAGGCCAUCACGGUCAACGGCAAGGCGUGGCCGUUCCUCUCGGUUGCGCGCCGCCGGUACCGCUUCCGUAUCAUCAACGCCUGCAACGCGCGCUACUUCAACCUCUCCUUCACCAAUAGCCUCCCCUUCCACGUCGUAGGCUCCGACGCCGCCUACCUGUCCCGUCCGGUGACAACGGCCCACCUACUCGUCGCCGUUGCCGAGGCGUUCGACGUCGUUGUCGACUUCGCUGGUGGGAAUAAUGGAAGCGCCGAUGCCGAGAUGGUCAACACCGCGCCGUAUCCCUACCCCGGGGGCGACGCGCCGAAUCAGCUAAACGGCAAGGUGAUGAAGUUCGUCAUCACGCAACAGACGACGACGGACAACUCUACGGUGCCGGCGAAGCUGCUCGAGUAUGUCAAGGUUGCCGAGGAAGAGGCUGUGCAGAGGCGGUACAUCGUGCUCUCCCCCUACGGGAACGGCAACGGCACCGGGGGGAUGGGUGGCAUGGAGGGCAUGGGCGGCAUGGAGGGCAUGGGCAGUCCGCUACAUCUGUACAUCAACGGGAAGCGGCCCGAGGACCCGGUGACGGAGACGCCGCGUGCUGGCACCACCGAGGUCUGGGAGGUCAUCAACCUCACCCCGGAAGAUCACCCCAUCCAUUUGCAUCUUGCAAGUAUCCAGGCGGUCCGUGCCCGUGCCCUCGACCAACUGGAGGAGUUCAUGAGCUGUGUGACCAUGCUCAACGACGCCGAGAAAUGCAACGUGAGCCAGCACGCCGUGGGGGAGGCGGCGGAGGUGCCGGAGCACGAGAGGGCGUGGAAGAAUGUCGCCAAGAUUGCCCCGGGAUACAUGACCACACUCGUCGUCAACUUCUUCUUGGUGGAGACGGGUGAACCUUACCCCUUCGACGCCGCAGCUGAGCCUGGCUAUGUCUACCAUUGCCACAUUUUGGAUCACGAGGAUAACGCCAUGGUUCGCCCUCUAAAACUGAUCAAACCAGGAGACAUAUCUGGACAAGAUCCAUUUCCUAGCAUAUACAACGAUGGUUUGACCGGUUAUGGUCUGGGAUUCUCCAUCUCCGAUGUGUAUUAUUAUUAUAUUUCUAUGGCAUCACUAGUGCAGAAUUUUUAA